Xenopus tropicalis (tropical clawed frog) is the source of this 477-nucleotide messenger RNA. RefSeq names its product serine/threonine-protein kinase N2-like. NCBI's taxonomy places the organism in Eukaryota, Metazoa, Chordata, Amphibia, Anura, Pipidae. Bases 58 to 453 code for a protein of 131 amino acids. The transcript is spliced from 3 exons. The record is from RefSeq and is a predicted model, not a curated record. Gene Ontology annotation, molecular function: protein serine/threonine kinase activity; ATP binding.
CAUAAAGCACUCUCUCUUUAUAAUAAUCCUGGUCCCCUAAUACAUUCUUAUUAUACAAUGCAGAGACCCUUCACCGGAAAGGACAUCGACUACAUGUAUGAGUGGAUUGAGGAGGAUGAGCCACACUAUCCCGACUCCCUGGAACCACAAGCACUGAGCUUUAUAUCACAGCUCUUGAUGAAGAAUCCAGAGGAGCGACUGGGUUCUACCCAGGAUGAUGCAGAGGAUGUAGCUCAUCAUCCAUUCUUUAAUAACACAGCCUGGGAUGACAUCAUUGAUGGGAAGGCAACAGCCCCGUUCGUACCCAGCCUCAACGGACCGGAGGAUGUCAGCUACUUUGAUGAGAAGUACACCAAGCUGCCAGCCAAUCUAACGCUGCCCAAAGGACCUUGUGCUGAAAUGGUAGAUGACAUCGAACAAGCCUUUCAGGACUUCAACUUUUCAGCAUUUUAGGUCCUAAUGGGAUAAUAGGUAAGA